Molecule: messenger RNA, 1179 nt
Organism: Misgurnus anguillicaudatus (oriental weatherfish)
Lineage: Eukaryota; Metazoa; Chordata; Actinopteri; Cypriniformes; Cobitidae
Source: RefSeq, a predicted model, not a curated record
AUGUUAGAGACGCUUUGUGAAAAGGACUACAUUUCCCAUAAUGCCCCGCCCAACGCUCGCUGGAGAAACCGGAAGCGCGAAUUUGAAACGCUGAACCAACGACGCGGGACCUUUUGUUUGUAUUGUGAAGAGCUGUAUAAUAAAGCAAGAAAGCACUCUGUCGGCUACACAACUCGGAGGCAAAUUGUAGGCACUAUCACCAGGAGCAGAGUUGUCACAACUUUGAGACCUCAAAAUCAGACUGAUGACACAACAUACUACGUGUUCAUUGAAAUUCUUAUGAUAUGCUUAUAUAUUGUCAUCUUAGUCAUUGGUGUUACUGGAAAUGGACUUGUCAUCUUUGUGACCGGCUACAGAAUGAAGACGACAGUCAACUCUAUUUGGUUUCUUAACUUGGCGAUUGCAGACUUAAUUUUUGUUUUGUUCUUGAUUAGUCAGAUUGUCAUUAUCUUUCACAAGUUAAUUUGGCCAUUCGGUGACUUAAUGUGUAAAUGUUUUUCUUUUAUGAUAUCUCUAAAUAUGUUUGCAAGUGUUUUCUUUCUGACAGUUAUCAGUGUGGAUCGAUGUCUGUGCACAUGGUUUGUUGUUUGGGCUCAGAACAAACGAACUUUAGUCAAAGCCAGAAUCAUCAGUGUAUUUGUGUGGAUUUUAGCCAUCUGCUGCAGCAUCCCUUAUCCCAUCAAUCACUCGGUACAGGAACAUUAUGGAUUGAAACUCUGUGUCUACAACCAGUCAAGUGAUGUAUUACUGUCUCUGUUCACAUACAGGUUUAUGGUUGGCUUUCUAAUUCCCUUCUUGAUCAUUGUAUCUUCAUACAUAGCUAUAUGUGUUCGGGUGAAACGUCUCAAUAGAGGAAAGCAGCUUCGGCCUUACUGGGUCAUUAUAUCUGUGAUUCUGGUUUUUUUCAUAUCCUGCUUUCCUUUCCAUGUUCAACAAGUGUGUCACAUAAGUGCAGUGAAGUAUAACUGGAGUUACAGUGCUCGUAAAGUAAUUUAUUCUGCAGCACCUUUUGUAAGCUGUCUGAUUUAUGUAAACAGUUGUCUGAACCCCAUUCUCUAUGUGUUCAUGUGUGAUGAGUAUAAGAAGAAACUUAAAAAGUCUCUCCUGCUGGUGUUUGAGGGGGCUUUUACUGAAGAGCAUCUGGGUUUGAGGUCAACUCCACUUCCUCACAACUGUUAA